AUGUGUGGGUACGUGGGCGAUGUGUGGGUUAGUGCGCUUGUAUCAAUUCUGGAUGGAAAGCACUGCAACUGGAAGAAACUGGCCGGCCACGAGCUCUUCUUCUCAGACCACUUCGACCCCGAGACAGCUGCCAUUCUCAAGUCGGGUAACCUGCCAAUCUUCGAGGGCAUUGCUCCAACUGUGUUCGACCAAGAGCAGGAGUACUACAUCUGUGUCAAGUGUGGAAAAGUGUAUUGGGAGGGAGGACACCACGAGAGAGCCAUGAAAAACUUCUCUGACCUUUGGUUCAAUCAAGAUCAGAACUGAAUCUAUACAUUAGAUAAAUUAUUUUCCCAUGUGUUUAUUUAAGUGACGUGCUUAUUCAUUAUUUAAAAAAUAUAUGCGUGUUGUCCCGGAUUAGAUAGCGCUACUCGCGUAAUGCGACUAAUCAACCAGCAAAAUAUUAAGUGCCGA
Messenger RNA from Symsagittifera roscoffensis, 453 nucleotides. RefSeq lists its product as uncharacterized. The coding region runs from base 1 to 306 and encodes 101 amino acids. Lineage: Eukaryota; Metazoa; Xenacoelomorpha; Acoela; Convolutidae. The record is from RefSeq and is a predicted model, not a curated record. The transcript is spliced from 3 exons.